UUCGUCUGAUGGUUGCUGUUCCUUCUUGCUCCUGGGAUCCAUGUCUCAGCGGAUACUUCUUCGAGAGAAACUGAGUGCAUGGUUUGCCUGGGAGCUCUCCCUUCGUAGAGAGGUCUGAGCUCUCGUAUUCUUGGUGUUACGAGCAUAUCUUCCUAUCCCCGUAAUGCGGCAGUUUGUAUACAUGAUUUCCUAUCCUCGUUAUGCCGGACUCCUUUAGCUUGGAUUCAUGGAACAGCUCAAACUCUGCCAUGCACAUGCACUGUGAUCGGAGCGUUGUACGCCAGGAUAGUUCAAAUCUUAGGUUACGGUUCAUAGUUCCUAGAUUAGAUGGAGUGCAAUAGAGAAGACGCGACGAAGGCCAAGGAGCUAGCCGAAGCGGCUCUCACCAGCGGCGAUUACGCCAAGGCUCGUCGCCUAGUAACAAAAGCGCACCGCCUCUUCCCUUCUCUCGACGGACUCACGCAGGUCGCAGCGGUGGUCGAAGUCUACGAAGCUUCGCAGAACCGCGUCGGCGGUGACGUGGACUGGUACGCGCUUCUCCAGAUUCCCGCGUUCUGCGAUGACGAGACUGCGAUCAAGAAGGCGUACCGCCGCAUGGCGCUGCUGCUGCACCCUGACAAGAACAAGACCAGCGGCGCGGAAGCGGCGUUCAAGCUGCUGUCAGAGGCGUUCACUGUGCUGUCGGACAAACAGAAGAAGGCCGUGCACGACGCCAAGCGACGACUGAAUGUCACCACAGGCCGAGCAGGAGCAGGAGCAGGAGCAGCAGCAGGAUCAGCAGCAACAGCUGGUGUGAAUUCCUCAAGGACUCAACAGAAAGCACCAGCAGCAGCGAAACCCCAGCCUGCAGCAGCUAGAGCAGGAGGGGGAGGAGCAGCAGGUGCGGGUGGACAGGGAACGGGGAAUCAAUUCGAGACGCGGUGUCCGACGUGCGGGACGCGUUUCUUGUGCUUGCGGGACGCCAUGGCGGUCGUUGUACAGUGCAUCAUCUGCAAGAGCUCGUUCAAAGCUAUGCCUGCCGCACCUGCUACUGCAUCAGCUUCUAACGCGUCUGCUGCUGGCAAUGCAACUGGCGCAGCUGGUAGGCAAAACGGCAGGGUGCCGCAACCACAGGCACAGUCACACGCACAGGCACACGCACAAGCACAGGCUCAGGCACAAGCACAAGCACAGGCGCAGGCAGUAAGGCAGGCACAAGCACAGGCGAGGAGUGCACCCCAACAACCCAACUUCAUGGCAAACGGCGGUGUGCACUACGGCAUGCCAGCCACCUAUAGCUCCACGCACUCCACUGCCAGCGCCGCUGCCGCCAUGGCAGCAGCUGCAGCCGCGCAGGCCGCUGCUGUUGCGGAGUCCCUGAGGAACACGGGGGGAGGCGCGGCUGCUGCUGCUGCAGCGGCUGGGGAUGCUGCUGCUGCUGCUGCAGCUGCAGCUGCUGCAAUUGCAGGGCAGUUUGGGGGGGUCAGAGGUGGGGGGGGCUUCCCUGGUGCUGCUAGCUUCUCAUCGUUUUCGUUUUCGACGGAUAGUGGAGCGGCGUAUGGCAGUCAACAGUGGCAACAGCAGCAGCAGCAACAGCAGCAACAACAGCACCAGCAGCAACAGCAAUACCAGCAACAGCAGCAACAACAACAACGGCUUCAGCAGCAGCAGGAGCAACUGCGGCGGCAACAGCAGCUGCAGCAGCAGCAACUGGAGGAGCAGCGGCGGCUCCAGCAGCAGCAGCAGCAACAGCAGGAGGCGCAGAGGCGGCAGCAGCAGCUGCAGCGGGAGCAGCAUGAGCGAAUGCGAGCAGCCAUGGAGGCUGGUGCGGCUGAGAGAGGCAGGCAGCAAUGCGGUCAGCAGGGGGGCUUGGAAGAGGCGUUGAGGGCCAAGGCGGAGGAGGAGAGGGCGCAGAGAGAGAGAGUGGCGGAGGCGAUGCGGCAAGAGCAGGAGAGGGCGCAGGUGAGGCGGCAGAUGCAGAUGGACGAGCUGCUGGCGCGCAGGCGACAGCAGCAGGCUAAAGCUGCUGCUGCUUCGGGUGCUGCUGGUGGUGCUGGAAAUGGCAUGGCUGGAGGGCAACCAGCAGCACCGGCAGCAGCAGGUGGGCCAAGUGAGCGGGGCGGUGGGCAGCAGGCAGGGCGGAGGAACAGGUUGCGGAAGAGGAAGCAGGGGGGAGGGCGAGGGGGCGGAGCGAGCAGUGAUGAGGACGAGGAGUAUGACUUCAGACUAGAUGCGGACGAUGAUGGAGAUGACGAGGGGCUGCCGGUGGGCAGGGAGGGGUGGGAUGCAGCAGCAGGGCAAGCACAGGGAGGGGUAGGAGAAGAGGAGGAGGUGCUGGGAGCAGCAAUGAGGAGGUCGAUGCGCAGCAGGAAGCACGUGGUGUACCACGUGGGAGACGACAACGAUGAUGAUGUCAUGGAGGUGACCGAGGCCGAGGUGGUGAUGAAGGAGGUCAAUGGGACUGCCGCGGGGGGCGAUCAGUCCAGAAGAGCAAGGGCUGAAAAGGGCUCCGCAGCGGGGAUUGAUAAGAGCAAGGGCUCUGGGGUUGAUGGGAGCACUGGGCUGGCUGGAGAUGCCCUGAGGAAAGCGCAAAGGGAGGGGGGGUCUGCGGACGCAGCAAAGGAGGGGAAACAAAGGCCAGCAAGCCACGUGGCAGGGAAGCAAGGGGGGAGGAGUGGUGGGAGGCGAGAGGAAGGGGAGCAGGAGAACAUGGAUGUGGACGUGCCGCUGAAGGGCGUGAAUGGCAGCAGUGGCGUGAAGAUAAACGGGUUUGUGCUCGAGGAGGUGGUGGAGCUCAUAUCGUCGGAUGAAGAGGAUGAGGGAGACAGGGGGCAGGGCGAGGCGGAGGAGAGUGAUGAGGAGGGGGAGGAUGCGCAGCGCUUCUCUGUACCCGAUCCCGACUUCCACUGCUUUGACGACGACCGCACGGAGGGAGCUUUCCAACAAGGAGAUGUGUGGACCCUCUACGACGACUCUGACGGCUUCCCCCGCUUCCUCUGCGCCAUCCGCCAAGUCUUCCACUCACCCUUCUCCUGCAGCGUCGUCUGGCUCGAGCCCGCUGCUCUUUCCAAGAAGCGCACCGUGGCCUCCUCUGCCCUCACGCAGACAGAGGCUGCAGCUGCUCUGGCGGACCCGGCAGAGAGGGCUGAGCCCAGCAUCGGCUACUUCAAGUUCGGCUCCCCGACAGUACUAGAAUCAGUCAACACCUUCUCCUUCCGGAUAUCCAAACUGGUUACCCCGAACGCGCGCACAGUUACGGUUCUGCCGGAGAUAGGGCAGGUGUGGGCACUGUAUGCAGACAGGUCGUAUAAGCAGCGGAAGUACUAUCUGGUGGAGGUGAUACCUGCCGAGUCAUCCAUACCGCUGCCGAAUGACCCCACAGCCGCGUCGGCAGGAGUGAAUGCGAUCACAGGGAGAGGGUGGAGGGCUGUGUGGUUCCUACAGAGGGUCCCUGGCGGGGUGUUCACCUCGCUUUACGAGAGAAUUCCUUCGGGCACACGCUACGUUCGACUCAACAGCUUUUCCCACCUUGUUCCCUGCUACCACCCGCAAGGCACCGAGAGCAGCCCUAAGAGACUACCACCUCCCCCCCGUGGUGCCGUGGAAUUAGAUCCAGCCGCCACCCCCUCCAAUCUUGCCUCAUUUCCUCCUCCUCCAGACCUGUGACAUAGGGGGCACAGGUGUGCCCUCAGUAGCAAUAAAUGUGACCAAGAGUCACUGCCUUCAUUGUGUACUAAUGAUUAUACCCCACAUGUAACAAGCUU
Closterium sp. NIES-67 is the source of this 3743-nucleotide messenger RNA. The record is from the annotation of a GenBank genome assembly. NCBI's taxonomy places the organism in Eukaryota, Viridiplantae, Streptophyta, Zygnematophyceae, Desmidiales, Closteriaceae.